Galleria mellonella (greater wax moth) is the source of this 4247-nucleotide messenger RNA. It is a transcript of the gene CanB, whose product is annotated as calcineurin subunit B type 2. Lineage: Eukaryota; Metazoa; Arthropoda; Insecta; Lepidoptera; Pyralidae. The coding region runs from base 157 to 705 and encodes 182 amino acids. Gene Ontology annotation, molecular function: calcium ion binding; calcium-dependent protein serine/threonine phosphatase regulator activity. The transcript has 6 exons. The record is from RefSeq and is a predicted model, not a curated record.
UUGUCUCUAUGAUCUGUAAUUUUUUUAUUUAGAUCAAUGGAGGUGUCUUGUGUGUGAUUAAUCUUUUUGCGUUUGAAGAACUAGGAUUUCACGUUGCCUAGAUUUAUCUUCGUCUUUAUAAUUUAAAUAAAUCAAGAACACUAAUAAAAAGACAAAAUGGGUAACGAAAACUCUAUUCCCAUGGAACUCUGUUCAAAUUCGCGUGUAAACUGCAUUGAUUUUAAGGUGGAGAACUUCGACGCGGAUGAGAUUCGGCGGCUGGGCAAGCGAUUUCGGAAGCUUGACUUGGACAAUUCCGGCGCUCUGUCCAUCGACGAGUUUAUGUCAUUACCAGAGUUACAGCAGAAUCCACUUGUUCAACGCGUUAUAGAUAUAUUCGACGCUGAUGGUAAUGGAGAGGUGGACUUCAAAGAGUUCAUCCAGGGCGUGUCUCAAUUCAGCGUCAAAGGUGAUAAGUUGUCCAAGUUGCGGUUCGCGUUCCGCAUCUACGACAUGGACAACGAUGGGUUCAUCUCAAACGGUGAAUUGUUUCAGGUACUGAAGAUGAUGGUUGGCAACAAUUUGAAGGACACUCAACUGCAGCAGAUUGUGGACAAGACGAUCUUGUUUGCAGACAAGGACGAGGAUGGCAAGAUCUCGUUUGAGGAGUUCUGUAAUGUGGUUGGCAACACAGACAUACAUAAGAAGAUGGUGGUGGACGUGUAGGCGACCCUCGCGCCCCCCGCUCCACCAGCACCUUCCUUCGAGACCCUCUACUUUCUUGCUCUAGCUAGAACACUAUUUAAAUUGCGCGUCGCUUGCUCCGUGGGAAGUUUCUAUUCGUCUUCCAAAUAAACGAAGUUUUAUUUCGCUUUUGGAGGAACCCGGAAUAUCUAUUGUAUCUAUGUACAUACACAUUUAACUGAGUACAAAGCAGUUCAGGUAAAACAUUACGCAAUACGUUACUCGCGUCGUCGUAUGCUCGAUCCUUGAUGACCUUUAUCUCGGUAAAAUUGCGUAAAUUUAUUCAUGUCACGUAAACAUAGUUUACUUAUUUAGUCUUGACGAAAACUACGUUCAUACAAGGUCAACUUGGUGAAUGUUAUUGUUAAUAAUUCUAGUCUCCACGACAUACAGUGUAGAACUGUUAUGAAGAGGCCGUCAUCAAGUCGCGAUCUCUUGUUGAAUUUUGUAUAACUUUUAUUAUUAUUACUUUAUGUAUGACAUUAUUUAAAAACACGUAAAUUCUAAAUUCCCAAGACCUUUAUUUAAGAUCAUAGUUGUCAUUGUAUGACCACUGCAAAUUAUUUAUAAACUGUUCGUACGCAAAUUCAACAUAACUUUGGAACACAUUUUAAAAUUUUAAAACGUCAUAAGUAAAAUAAUAAAUCCAACGAAAUUUAGCAAGUCGCGAUUGUUAUUAGAAAGGGCCUCUUAGUGCUCACUACAUACAAUGUAAAUUGUGCCAUAAAAUAUCGUCGAGUGACGUAUUGCUGACCCUAUAGGGCUGUGACUUUAGUACACGAAUGCGGGCAUUUGUGGCGAUAUGGGGCGAUAUUUCGCGGCGAUGUGUUCCGCGGGGCAGUCGGCGCGCGCUAAUCUAUCGUGAUUCGUUUACAAUUUAACUCUUAAGGUAUACUAUAUAAAUUUGUAAUAUUUAGUUAACAUUAGUGGAAAUUUUAUCGUAGUCAAAUCAACAGUAAGAUUUUUAUUAUUUUUGUUACGGUAAUUUUAGUUUGUUAUUUAGUAUUUUAUUUUUACACGAUCUGUUUUGAGCGCGAGUUCACGUGUCCGUAGUUCAGGUAAGGGUUCCGUGUGCCGUUCGGUAACAGUUGUGCCGCGUAUGUGAUACGUCAGUCAUAUCGCGUAGUAGCUAGUUGGUUUAGCGUCGGUAGUUAGUUUUCUAUUGUCACUUCCGUGAUCUUUAGUUUACGACGUUUCAUCUAUUACAUUCAAUCGGAUAUUUUUUUAAAUAUUUCACUAUCACUUAUUGGUUAUGUAGGUAGUAUUUCUGUGAUGUCGUUAUAAUUUAUAAUUUCUUAUAAUGGAAAUAGGUACUGAGAGAACUUGACAAUUAUCGUGCAAAAAAGGAAGGCUGUCUGGAAACUAUAUUUUGUCACCAACAGUGAAAUAAGAUGUUAUAGAUUAUAAACGAUGCACGUUUCUUGCGCACAUGAACUAUGACGCGCGUAGCGCCCUUAUCUUUUAAACUCAGACAUGGAAUAAUAAGACAUUUUUGAUAUUUUGCGAUUAGAUAAUCAAAAAUAUUGGAAUAAUAUUGUGUAAAAAUGAAAUUAUCCUAAUCAAACCCAUGUAUUAUAUAGGUGUGUAAAAAUGAAGGAAUCCAAUCCAUCCAUUUCCUUACUCUGAUCUCCCUCUCCCUCCUCAGGUCCUCACCGCGCUCAAGUGACCUUCGACUACAGAGGUCCAAGUACCUUGUCUCACCUUUAGAUUAUGUUAAUGUUGUACAAAUAAUUAUAUAUUAUAUAGCAAUUUAUUGGGUGUUAUUUUUUAGAUAUCUGUUUUUACAAAUGUUUGAUCUAAAAUCAUAUCAACUAAGAAGGAAGCAGGUUUUACGGAAACUAUUCGGUAUAGAUGAAUAUGGAAAGAACGAGCUCAGUACCUCAGACAUGCGGCAAAUGUUUUUCUUAUUCUUACUAAGAAUGUUCGCUAAAGCUAAAGAGUUAGUGAAUGGAGUUAGAAUUGAUAGUUUUGACUUGCUCCUCUGUAGUGUACUGAGCAUAGAUAGCGACGGCGGGCCUGAUUCUGUUUAAAUGCCAUGCCCUAAAUUUAUCCAUUAUAAUUCACUAACCAGUGCAAUGUAGUCUGAGUGUUACAUUCGAUGAAAACAUUUCAGUUAAUAGUGUUUGAUGUAAUUCGUUACAUAGUUUUUUAUACAACAUCCGAAUAGCAGCACUUUCUCCCAACCGUUCGAAUAACUAGUCUCUAAUGUCUUUGACUACUUUAUUUGAAAUUACUAAAUUUUUUUAUUUACAAAUUUUAUUAACUUUAGAGAUGAUGUUAGACCAUUUCUAAAACUAGUGAAUAGAUUUAUCGAUUUAGAGAAUGAUGUUUUCAGAAUCGGGCCAUGUCAAUAAUAUUGCUUUUGUUAUUUAUUUAAAGCUGAUUUAACAAUAUAUAGAAGUAGCGACACUAACUCUUCCGAUUAGUUGUCGUAGUUUUAAGAUUAAUUUAUAUUAAUUAUAAUAAAGAUAAAUUCUAUUAAAUUGUGUCGUGUGAUAGUUUGAUUACCGGAUUGUUUAAUGUUUCGAGUUAGACUUGGGUAGUAGUGAUUGCACGUGAAUCUUUAUUAUGUCUAGUCACAGCUGUUGUGCAAACAUUACAUUACGUUACAACAGGGCUCCGGGCCCCGUUUCGUACUUGUUCAUGCUUUACACUGGCGGGGCCCCGCGCCUCGACUCGUUCUUGUUCAUACUGUGAAUAUGUAUUUGUUUGUCAAUAAUUCAGAUGUCUGGGUACCUAUUGCUCACAGCUUUAACUAAUUGAAUGUUAAUUAUAGCAAUAUUACAAUUCUAAAGCCUUACUUGGGAAAAGACGACAUCUUUAUACGUAUUUUGUAAGCUGACAGUAUCUAAAUCAUGUAUUCCUACUUUGUUUUAAGAUGCAACAAAUAAGUGUUCGAGUGUUGUACUAGUAAGUACUUAAUGAGUGGUAUGAAAAAUAAAAAUAAGUAAAUUCCUAAACAGUUUACAGUAUUUGCUAACAGAUACUAUGCAUGAAUUUAAGCUUUACUGGUAUGGUUUAAGAAUUUGCUUAACAUAAAUUUAUUUAUUACCACCCAGUGUUUCUUGUAAUUGGAAUUCUAAAUUAACUAUUAUUAAAUACUUAUGUAAUUAAUCAUAUACCUAUUGUUGACAUACAUUGUCUAUAGUGGUAUUGCAUCAUGAAUGGAGUAGAACUAUUGGAAACACACGAUGUUUUUAUAAUGAAGAAAAAUUAACUAGUAGUAUGUCUUGCAUUUGAACUUGGCAACUGUGGCUUCACUGACAUUCUGUUUUGUCCAGUCGUAGAUGUUAUUUGUGUUCUAUAUCUCAACUGUAAAUCUUGAAUUACUUCAGUAACGCCAAUAGGGCUGCGCCUUACCGCCUCAACGUCAACUAGGUAUAUUUGUAUAGGAUUUGAUUGAAAUGUAAUACAUUAAAUUGAUGUUGUGUCAUCUACUCAUCUCCAUCAGUAGGUAGCGUGUCCUAUAAGUCUACUCUAAAGUGGAACUGAUAAGUUUUAUUAAAUUUUGAAAUUUCAAUGAU